CGCGGCCUGGGCGGGCCGUGGGCGGUGCUCGGGCGGGAGGAGCGUCUGGCGCGGGAGAGCCGAGCGGGACAUGGCCGAGGCGGGGCCGCUGCCGCCCGCCGCGGUGCCCGAGGGAUCGCCCGGCGCCCAGCCCCGGAGGGUCCGCGGCGGGAGCGAGGGGUCGGGGUCGCCGCAGCUGCCCGGCGGCGACACGCGGGAGCUGCUGGAGGAGGUGGAGAUGCAGAUCGGCGACGCUGCCUUCUCGCUGGCGAAGAUCCUGGAGGCGACGUCGGCCGUGUCUGCCCAGGUGGAGGAGCUGGCCACCAAGUGCUCGGAGAACGCCCGGUUCCUCAGGACGUGGCGGGACCUGCUGAGGGAGGGCUACGAGUCGCUGAAGCCCAGCGGGUGAGGCCGGCCCUGCCCGCCGAGCCGCCCGCCCGGCCCGCGCUGCGGCGGGACUCUUCUCGACCCGCCUUCAGGGACCUCAGUGGAGCUUUGUUUGCCCCCAGAUAUCUCGCACAAAUACCUGAGGGCUCUCGUAUGGAUGUUUUAUGUUAGUCUACCGAAUAAAAAAAAUUGUUUAGGGAAUCAGUUUUGACUUUUAGAUUCUUCGUUGAAGCUCAAGCGAUCUCAUACUCUCCUUUUUUUUUCCUCUCUUUCGUGCUAAUGUGGUAGAUACAAAGUUAGUAUGAGUGCUACGUUCAGAACUCCUUACUGGUAGGGAAGUGGUGUCCUAUGAUAAAAAAUUGUCAGCCCUCCUUUUCAAGAGCUGUCACCAGCAGAAACCCUGCCAGCUCCAGAGAAACUUCAACUAACUUCAGUUUUUUGUUACACACUUUUUUUUUUUUUAAUGUUAAGUAUGGGAUAAUGAGACAAGUUGUGGCUUAUUUAUGAGCUGUAGAAAAACCCUAUACCCCAAACCUUACUAUUUUUAGCAGUAUUGCAAUGUAUGUCUAUAAAGCUGUAGAUUAUUUUUUGCAAGAUGUUUUAUUACUGCAAACAAUUUUACCCAACCUUUUGUUGUAAUAAAGUGCCUUAUGGGGGACCAUAUAUCUCUGCAGGGUAGAAGUUUAGCAGCAUUGUUUACUGAUAGGAUGGAUUAUUUUGAACUGUAAGUAAAAGCUUCUAUUAGUUAGAAUAGAAUCUGUGACAUUUAUUCUCUCGUCCCUGGGGAAGCACCUCAGAGCUUUUUCAGUAUUUGGUGUUUUAUCUUUGCCUUAAGCAGUGACUAGUUUGAUAGUCUAGAGCUUACUGUUAAUAGAACCUUUUGGUCUGAAGGAUGGCUGAUCUAUAAUAAAUAGUUGUCCUGACACUCCUGUACCUUAACCAGGCACUGUGGAAAAAAGUAAUGCUGAGAUGCAGUGGCAGGCUGCAGGAGAACGAGACUCUGCCAUGACCUCUUAGCAGGCCUUAUUUUUACUUAUAAGACUUUGAGAAAGACCCACUGUAGCUUGCUUAUGAAAACAAUAAACAAGUUGCAAAAAUUACGAAGUAUUGACUGUUAUUGUGUUACUGAUAGAAACAAAGGUGACAGUGAAUAUAACCAUAAUCAUGUGUAGUGAAAACCAGGUAAUGGCAGGAUCCUUGCACAUCUCACCAAAGUCAGUUGCAACCCUUGAGAGGGUUUGGCCCCUGAGUAAGGAACUUUUAUUGAAUUGAGUUCUAAUUGUCCU
Messenger RNA from Camarhynchus parvulus, 1652 nucleotides. It is a transcript of the gene C4H4orf46, whose product is annotated as chromosome 4 C4orf46 homolog. The coding region runs from base 71 to 388 and encodes 105 amino acids. The record is from RefSeq and is a predicted model, not a curated record. Lineage: Eukaryota; Metazoa; Chordata; Aves; Passeriformes; Thraupidae. The transcript has 2 exons.